Molecule: messenger RNA, 609 nt
Organism: Kwoniella shivajii
Lineage: Eukaryota; Fungi; Basidiomycota; Tremellomycetes; Tremellales; Cryptococcaceae
Exons: 5
Coding region: 1-609 (202 amino acids)
Source: RefSeq, a predicted model, not a curated record
AUGCACAAUGGGAAAUUCCAAAUGGAUGCCCAUCUAAAAGCCAGGGAUACACUUCAUGCUGCAUUGAACAAAUUAGAAUAUCUAGGAGUCAAAGUGAGAUUCGACACAGACAUUUUGAAUUCACCAUUUCUCUCUCAAGUGAAACGAAUUAUUGGAUUUGAAUUCAAUGAUAAAUAUUCUACACACGGAUUACCCCCUAAUCAAUGUUGUCAAGAACGACUCGUUGAUUCGCUCAGGUCAUCUCCACGAUAUUGUCCUGAACAUGAGUUAAUGGUAUCUGCGACCAAACGGUUAUCUGAUGACAAAGGUCUAGGAUACAUUUUCGAUAAUAAUCCUGAUAUCGAUGCUAUCGCUAAGGAUCUCUCAUUGUGUACAGUAUGCCCCGUUUAUGGGUUGGCGCAAGUGGUCAUCCUGCUAAAUCAAUCUAUGGUUUCGGCGAUAAAGGGUAUAGUACCUAUGGGAUAUUGUGAUAAUGGAUUACCAUUUGGCUUGAUGUUCAUAACUAGGAAAUGGGAAGAAAAUAAAUUGAUUAGUUUGAUGGCGGCGUACGAGAAAGUAAUGCCUAAACGUAAAUCACCUCAACCAUUCGUCGACAAACACGCUGCGUGA